Molecule: messenger RNA, 4613 nt
Organism: Oryzias latipes (Japanese medaka)
Lineage: Eukaryota; Metazoa; Chordata; Actinopteri; Beloniformes; Adrianichthyidae
Gene: fbxo8
Product: F-box protein 8
Biological process (GO): regulation of ARF protein signal transduction
Molecular function (GO): protein binding; guanyl-nucleotide exchange factor activity
Source: RefSeq, a predicted model, not a curated record
AUGCGUCUGAACUAUAGAAUCGAAUAGUUUUGCUCUCUUUUUGCUCUAAUUUGAACUAGCUAGGUAAGCUAACUUGGUGAUUUGUAAAUGGUGAAGAAUGACAGCCACGUAAACCAAUCAAAUAUAGUUUAGGAGCUCCCAUGGGAUUUUUAACCAAUAGGAUUAAAGAAAAGGCGGGGCAAGCAGGCCAACCUAGCUUGCUUUGUGAAAGUUCCACCGUAUUGUUUACAGCAGUGUCGUGGAUUUGUUUACGCAGCACAGCUGAUGGGGUAAUCUGGAAGAACGACGGACAGAAAAGAAAAAUGACGAGCAGAAACUAUGGGUCAGGCACUUUGGAGGCUUUCUCCCAGACAACAGCAGCAGCUUCAGGAAGAGCUGGCCGACCAACUUGCUGAAAGAGGAGGUGGAAAACAAGAGCAUGGCAGGGAUGGAGGUGCACAAAGAAGAACUGCCCAGCACUGCUACAGCCCCGAUAUUUACCAUCUGCUAAGAACUCGGAGAGGAGGUAAAGAGCAGUCUGGUUUUAUAGACCUGGAGAUGCUUCCACCUGAGCUUGGCAUCACCAUUCUCUCCUACCUGAAUGCUACUGAUCUGUGUCUGGCUGGCUGUGUCUGGCAGGACCUGGGGAACGACGAGUAUCUGUGGCAGGGGCUCUGCAAGUCCACAUGGGGACACUGCUCUAUCUACAACAAAAGACUGCGUGCAGGUUUUUCUUAUCGCAGACUCUACCUGCAACUAGAUGAAGGCAGCCUGACAUUCAACGCAAACCCACAAGAGGGUAUCAGUUAUUUCAUGUCUAAAGGUAUUCUAGUGGAUCAUCCAAAAGAGCUGGCAAAGUUCAUUUUUUACACCCGGCGUCUCAACUGGAAGAUGCUGAGGAUUUAUCUGGAUGAGAGGCGGGAUGUUUUGGAUGAAUUGGUGACCCUACAUAACUUCAGUAACCAGUUCCUUCCGAAUGCUCUGCGAGAAUUCUUCCGACACAUUCACGCCCCUGAGGAGCGAGGAGAGUAUCUAGAGACCUUGAUUACAAAGUUCAGUCACAGGUUCUGCACCUGCAACCCUGCUCUUGUACGUGACCUUGGCCUUAAUCCUGAUGCCGUUUACGUGCUGUGCUACAGUCUGAUCUUACUGUCCAUUGACCUCACCAGCCCGCACGUGAAGAACAAGAUGUCAAAGAGGGAGUUCAUCAGGAACACUCGCAGAGCUGCACAUAACGUCUCAGAGGACUUUGUAGGCCAUCUUUAUGAUAACAUUUACCUGAUUGGCCACGUGGCUGCGUAGCUCCACUUUCCAAUUUUCCCUGUAAAGCACUGAAGGAUAGGCAGUGGUAACUCAGCAACACAGCUGUGUGGAAAGCUGAGAAGAUGAUGAAAAUACAUUUUUAGCAUAUUUCAUGUACUACAACCUGUAAAGUUUACCUCGGGUUGUAAUAACUCAUAAAAGUUGCCACUCCACUGUGAAAGAAAGUGUGCUACUAAAUAGUAAUAGUGAUUUAAGCUUUUAAUUAAUUAUAAAGUUCCUUUUGACAAAGUAACUUUAAAACAGGAGGUUUUAGGAGGACAAGCUCUGAUAAUGCACUGAUUCACGAGAACGGUAAGAGGAAGAAUGAAGAUGAGAAGGAGCACUGAAGAAGCCACAGCAGUUUCUUGAAUUUCAUUUCUUUGAAAGAAGAAAUUGCAUCAAAAUGAUUCCAACUUUGUUUUAUUACACAGCUGACUGUGAUGACAUUUGAAGCAAAUUUUAAGAAGUGAACUGAUUUUGGUCACCAGUGUGGAAGUUUGACCCUGAAAUUUUCAUUGAAACAUCAGGCCUGCAUGGUUCUUUUUGACUUUUUUAACCAAAAUUUUCCUCCACUUCAACUUCAAACGUCAAAAUUUGUUUAUAAACUUGAAUUUGAGAAGCAUGAAGUUUUAAAGGCCCACUCCAAUCAUCUUUUGAUCUGUUGGACUCUUUUCAUUAUGAUUCUGCCAUUUUCUGUGAGAUGAACUGUCUGUGUUGUUUUUCUAGGACAUAGUUUCUGCAGAGCGGCAGUAGCUCAUUAGAAAUUCCCCUCUGAGUUGUGGGCGGGACUGUUGGUGCAGAGCAACCCCACCCCACUUCCCCUCCCCAUUGCUGAGAGAUCAAAGAAGGGAGCUUGUGGCCCGCCCCAGCAUACUUUCUACGUCACAUCUAAGCUCUCCAGCUGCUUUUUUUCGUUAGUUCCUGAUUCACAUUAAAUGAAGAUAUACUCUUUGUAUAUGUCUUCCAUCCAUCUGCAGAAAAUGCAACAAGAACAUGUUAAAAACACCAAAAACAUGGUUUUCAUUGGAGUGGGUCUUCAAAGAUUGAUUUCAAUUGCAACUUGGAGAUGUCCUUUCAAGUCUGCAGAAAUGCUUAACUUUCAAAAACAUGUUAAAAGAAUUUCUUUCCACAAGAAAUCUUUUUUCGGAUAUCAGUGGGCAGAAACAAACAUUUUUGCAAUUUUAGAAAAUGCUCUAAAAAUUAAGUUUGUACAACAGGUACAAAGUAGGUCAACUGCGUGAAUAAUGCUACACCACACCCAAGUUGCAGCAGGUUCAUACCGUCUGCAUGAAAAUCUUUUUUCCAAACAAAUCAAAUUAGCAACAAAAAAAUAGUCAAAUCUUCAGAAGCUAUAACUUUGCUAUUCUGAUUCGAAAACGUGAUCAUUACAUGAAGCUCUCACUCAGCAGACAUGUUUAGAAGUUGUGUACCAAACCACAUAAAAGUCCUAAACCUGCAUGUUUAAAGUGUUCAUUUCAUAUAUAUUGUUGUUUGAGUGACAGCCCAGCAAAACAUACAUAUCUAGUUUGAACAGUUGCUGUGUUACUUUUGUUAAACAACAAAUUAAGCAGAAAUGGAAUUUAAAAGAAGUUAAAUUCAGUAACUGUUAACAAAGGAGUUGUUAGGAUCUUCAGAAUUUCAUGUUCUAGAUUAGCUUAUCAUAUUUCUUCUAUUCCCACUUCAUGUACCCGGACUACUUCCUAUCAUGGAAUUCUAUGGCUUUGUUUUUGAAGUUAUUCCUGCCAUAAUGUUAUAUUCUAUCAUUAAUAUAAUUUAUUAUUACCAACACUAUGUUCUAUGCACCUGGCAUGGACUCUGAAGUUUUGUGCUCUUUGGAGAAAUGAUUGACAUAUAAAACUCCAGCUUGAAGUUCUAUUUAAUUGCUUACAAUGACGAGGUGCAGCCUUUGGAAAAAGGCUGAUUUUAUUUUUGACAUUAUGGCAUAAAAAGGAGAGGCUAUUUAUAAUAUGUCCAUCAUUUGUUUUAAAUAGAGUUUUGAAGCGUUGAAGACUCUUGAACUUUCAUUUGGAAGACAACACUACAUUUAGAAGAUGCAGAUCCCAACAACAUUGUACUAAUAAUCUUUACAGACAGAGGUUUUUUUUUUUUUUAGCUUAUUAGGAAAUUUGAAUUCAAAUUGGCUUUAACAAAGUAAUUUGACAAUGAAAGAAAGAUCACAAUCCCAAUGACUUAAAACAUUUAAAAUCCACAAAAUUAUUUCAUCUGUUGUCAUUUAAAAUGGUUUAGUCCUGCAAAGAUUUAGCAGAAAAGUUGUGUUCUGCCUUUUUUGUCUACUUUGUAAUCACGAGUGGAUAAUUCCAUAUCAUCUACCUACAGCAGUCGGAUGGACUAAUCAGAACACUCUGACCAUAUGCUUUGUUGGAAAGUUGUUCUUGUAUUGGGAAAAAUUAGGGAUGAUUCAAACACAUCUGAGUGGUUGGUAACGGAUUUUAGUCUGAACGCUGGAGGAACUAGUCUUUCCUAACUAGUUCAUGUGGGAACCACUGUCCUGCUGCUGCCGUAUUGGGGAAUGAAUGGUCUUUAAAGGGUCUAUACCAUGCUAUUCUUAAGCCUUUUAUUGUAAACAAUAUCCAUGUAUUAUUAUUUUUUAUCAAAUAUUACCGGUAGUUGUUUUCCUCAGCCUUUUUUUUAACCCGGAAGUCAGACGGCUCGAUCUCUGCGGCUCCGGCUUUCUCCUAGUGGAUUUCUGCAUUUCACCCAGGAAAACAAACAACAUCCAAACUUUUGCAAUGAUGAAUGUGCAUUUCUGCAUUUAAAAGGCAAGCAUUUAGCCAAACACAGCUAGCUCCGUGGAGAAAGUGUGUGUGUGUGUGUGUGUGUUAGCCUGGGGUAGCAGGACAGACCUUUUCUGGAAGGGGCUGUUCUCAUUUGUCAAAAUCAGCUCGUGAGAACCCGCUCGUUUUCGUGAGUUGGGAGGAGCUGGUGCUCAGAGUGCGGGUUGUUGGAGGAAUACUCAGAAAUGCGUGAAUAUAAAAUACCACUUUGGGGUUUCUUUUCGUGAGGAACGAAAAUUAAACGUAAAAGCCUAAAAAAUUGGUUUUGCAUAAUAGGCCCUUUAAACCGUUGCAAUGGGGAAAUGUGACAUCUGUGCAAAUGCGGGACAAAGAUUUGACAUCCAGUUGAAUGAUGAAAAGAGAUGUGCUGUGGUACCUGCUAUAUCUGCCAGUGGUUAAAAAUAUUAAAACUGCUCUGUGUAACUGCUGUGAAGUUUUAAGAUCAGUGUGUACACUGACUGUAACUAUAGCAGCAGACAGGAUUAAUGGCUUUUUGUUUUAUGAAGCCAGUUUAAUAAAGCAAAAUGUAUAACUGUU